GCUAAAACUUUGCAUUUGGCAUUUGCGUUUUGCAAGUUUACUUUUGUAAUGUAACGUUCCAGUCGCUCCGUUUUUUCAAGAGAAAGAAAGAGCUUUUAGACUCGAAUUGUUAUUAGUUGUGAAGCUCAAAGUUUUACGUUACUACUGCCUCUAAAGCAAUAUUUAUAAAAUAUAAUUGUACGAGUCAAGAUGGUCGUCGGCAAAAGCAACAAGCUGUACGUUCUCAAGAGAGAUGGUAGAAUGGAAGAAGUUCAUAUUGAUAAAAUUACUUCAAGAAUCAAGAAACUUUGUUAUGGAUUGAAUAUGGAUUUUGUGGAUCCUGUAAGCAUAACUCUGAAAGUUAUUAAUGGUAUUUAUUCAGGAGUCACAACUGUGGAGCUAGAUAACCUAGCAGCUGAAACUGCAGCCACUAUGACUACUGAUCAUCCAGACUAUGCAAUUCUUGCUGCAAGAUUGGCAAUUUCCAAUUUACACAAGGAAACUAGGAAGCAUUUCUCAGAUGUCAUGACUGAUUUAUACAAUAUUGUCAAUCCUUUCACAAAAAAAAGAGCUCCAAUGAUAUCAGAAAUGCAUUAUAACAUUAUGAUGAAAUACAAAGACAGAUUGGAUUCUGCAAUAGUUUAUGACAGAGAUUUUAAAUAUAAUUAUUUUGGAUUUAAAACACUGGAAAGAUCCUAUCUAUUGAAAAUCAACAACAAAGUUGCAGAAAGACCACAACACAUGCUAAUGCGAGUUUCAAUUGGCAUUCAUGGUGAAGAUGUUGAUUCUGCUAUUCGCACAUAUAACUUGAUGUCAGAGAAAUAUUUCACCCAUGCAAGCCCAACACUUUUCUCAGCAGCUACCCCUAGGCCUCAACUGUCUUCAUGUUUUCUGAUUGCAAUGAAAGAUGAUAGUAUUGAAGGGAUUUAUGAUACACUAAAACAAUGUGCACUGAUAUCAAAAUCAGCAGGGGGCAUAGGGCUCCAUGUCCAUUGCAUAAGGGCCAAAGGUACAUAUAUUGCUGGGACAAAUGGAGUUUCAAAUGGUCUUGUCCCUAUGUUAAGAGUGUAUAAUAACACUGCAAGAUAUGUGGAUCAAGGAGGCAAUAAACGGCCAGGAGCUUUUGCAAUAUAUCUGGAACCUUGGCAUGCAGAUAUAUUUGAAUUCUUGGAUUUAAAAAAGAAUACAGGCAAAGAGGAGGUACGAGCCAGAGAACUGUUUUAUGCACUAUGGAUACCCGAUUUAUUUAUGAAAAGGGUUGAAAAAAAUGAAAACUGGAGCUUGAUGUGUCCAGAUAACUGCCCUGGAUUAGCAGACUGCUGGGGUGAAGAGUUUGAGACCCUAUAUGAGAAAUAUGAAAAGGAAAAAAGGUUUGUUAGACAAGUCAGUGCACAAAUAUUAUGGAAAGCAAUAAUAGAAGCACAAGUAGAAACUGGAACACCUUUCAUGCUUUACAAAGAUUCCUGUAAUAGGAAAAGUAAUCAAAAAAAUCUUGGUACUAUUAAAUGCAGUAACUUAUGCACUGAGAUAGUUGAGUAUACUUCAUCUGAUGAAGUUGCAGUGUGCAAUUUGGCUUCUAUUGCAAUUAAUAUGUUUGUUGAAAAUAAAGCAUUUAACUUUGAAAAAUUAAAAGAAGUCACUAAAAUUGCAACACAAAAUUUGAAUAAAAUUAUCGACGUUAAUUUCUACCCUGUCCCUGAAGCGAAGAACUCUAAUAUGAGACACAGACCUAUUGGCAUUGGAGUUCAGGGAAUGGCUGAUGCCUUUGUGUUGAUGAGGAUUCCAUAUGAAAGCAAAGAGGCUAUACUUCUAAAUCAACAGAUCUUUGAAACCAUUUACUAUGGAGCAUUAGAAGCCAGCUGCGAGUUGGCUGAAAAGGAAGGAGUGUAUAGUUCAUAUGAUGGAAGCCCAGCCAGUCAAGGUAUUUUACAAUAUGACAUGUGGAACAAGACUCCCUCAGAACUUUGGAAUUGGACAGCACUUAAGGAAAAGAUUGCAAAGCAUGGACUUCGUAAUUCCCUUUUAUUAGCACCAAUGCCUACAGCAUCUACUGCACAAAUCCUUGGAAAUAAUGAAUCCUUUGAACCAUUCACAUCAAAUAUAUAUCAACGUAGAGUUUUAUCUGGAGAAUUCCAAGUUGUUAAUCAUCACCUUCUCACAGACUUGACUCAAGCAGACCUUUGGGAUGAAGAUAUGAAAAACCUUAUAAUUCACAACAAUGGUUCAGUACAAAACAUUGAAAGAAUUCCAAAAGAAAUACGAGAAUUAUAUAAAACAGUGUGGGAGAUAUCAGUCAAAACUACUAUUCAAAUGGCUGCAGAUAGAGGAGCUUUUAUAGAUCAAAGCCAGUCCUUUAAUAUACAUGUUGCUGAACCUAAUUAUGGCAAACUGACUUCCAUACAUUUCUAUGCAUGGAAAAUGGGGCUCAAAACAGGAAUGUAUUAUUUACGAACAAAACCAGCAGCUAAUGCAAUUCAAUUUACAGUAGAUAAGUCGAAAGUUAAAAUUUCGAAUGGAAGCACUGAAAAAGAUGAGGCCAGUAUGUCCAUGAUUGCUUGUUCGUUGUUAAAUAAAGAUGAUUGCUUGAGUUGUGGCUCAUGAUAUAAUGUAUAAUAAUCUGAUUUAAUGUAAGCAUGCUGAGUCCACUUGUCCAAGAUUGUAUUAAGGCUUACAGGCACAAUAAAAUUUAAGUUAAAUAAUUUAAGUACUUAUAUUUUUCGAUAAAUUGUAAUUA
This is a messenger RNA of Pararge aegeria (speckled wood butterfly), 2713 nucleotides long. It is a transcript of the gene RnrL, whose product is annotated as ribonucleoside-diphosphate reductase large subunit. The record is from RefSeq and is a predicted model, not a curated record. NCBI's taxonomy places the organism in Eukaryota, Metazoa, Arthropoda, Insecta, Lepidoptera, Nymphalidae. Gene Ontology annotation, molecular function: ribonucleoside-diphosphate reductase activity, thioredoxin disulfide as acceptor; ATP binding. The coding region runs from base 190 to 2580 and encodes 796 amino acids. The transcript has 5 exons. Gene Ontology annotation, cellular component: ribonucleoside-diphosphate reductase complex. Gene Ontology annotation, biological process: deoxyribonucleotide biosynthetic process; DNA replication.